AUGAUCGAGGAUGACAUUUACCGCACCUCCUCACAGUUCCGACUAUGGUCCUACACUGAAUCAUCUCUCAGCGCUUUACGUGAAAAGACAAAUAUAAUAGCAAGUGGGCGAGUACGAGCUGCCUUACAGAGAGCUCGUUCCACCCAACAAUCUGCCACGCCGUCCGCGACUGGAACACCCCAGCCAGGGAGCGAUGGCGAGACGAAGAAACCAACCGAGAAAGAGAUAGAGUGUUUGACACCAGAGGAGGAGCUUGUUCUGGUCCGAUACUACUGCGAGAAGACACUGGAGUUAGGUGAUACCUAUAAGCCACCGCUUCCAACAAUGGUUCGCGCGACUGCAAUCCAAUACCUCCGCCGCUUUUACCUAACCAAUUCUCCGAUGACCUAUCACCCAAAAUCCAUCAUGGCAUGCGCGCUCUUCCUCGCGACCAAAACCGACAAUUACUAUAUGUCCCUAAGGCAGUUCGCAGACGGAAUCCCCGGCGAUACAUCCACAGAAGACGUUAUAUCGCCUGAGUUUCUGCUCAUGCAAGGUCUGCGUUUCACAUUUGACGUCCGCCAUCCUUUCCGUGGACUAGAAGGUGGCGUAAUGGAGCUCCAAGCUAUCGCAGAAGGACAAGGCGCACCGGGACCUCAUCUUCUACACCAAACACCGCACCAACUCCUGCAAGGAAUACAAUCCAUUGCCCCCGCCCCAUUCCCAUCCUCCUCAUUAUCAGAUCGCAUCGCCCGCGCGCAUGGCGCAACCCGCGAGACCCUUAAAUCCGCUGCCCAAAUGACAGACGCCUAUUUCCUCUACACACCUUCCCAGAUUUGGCUCUCGGCCUUCCUCCUCGCCGAUAGACCCUUGGCUGAGUUCUAUCUUGAUACUAAGCUCGGUGGGCCCCUCACACCAACUACUGAUGGUAGUACGGACCCAUCAGAUCUUCAGAACCCCCUAUACGAACUGCGGAGUAAGCUUCACAAAGUCUUGACCGACUGCUCUGCUCUUCUACAGGCAUACACUACUCUCUCUUCGGACCCGAAUCAAAUGAAGGACUUGAAGAGGAUCGCCAAAAAGCUCUAUCACUGCCAGAAUCCCGAAAAGGUUAACCUGGCUCACAAGCGUGAUUCUGCGCAGCCGCAAGCUGUGUCGAGCCAGGUUACUUCUGAGAGUGAGUCGGAACGUCUGGCCAAGAAGCGGAAGUUGGAGGAGAAAGCACGGAGCGGCGCUUCGGAUAUCUUUGGUCCUGAAUUGGUCACGGAGCGGACUAAGCAAUGA
Molecule: messenger RNA, 1263 nt
Organism: Penicillium pulvis
Lineage: Eukaryota; Fungi; Ascomycota; Eurotiomycetes; Eurotiales; Aspergillaceae
Product: TFIIH complex kinase subunit CCL1
Exons: 2
Coding region: 1-1263 (420 amino acids)
Biological process (GO): regulation of transcription by RNA polymerase II; regulation of cyclin-dependent protein serine/threonine kinase activity
Cellular component (GO): transcription factor TFIIK complex; nucleus
Molecular function (GO): cyclin-dependent protein serine/threonine kinase regulator activity
Source: RefSeq, a predicted model, not a curated record